Penicillium antarcticum is the source of this 1107-nucleotide messenger RNA. Its product is annotated as alkene reductase. Gene Ontology annotation, molecular function: NADPH dehydrogenase activity; FMN binding. The transcript has a single exon. Bases 1 to 1107 code for a protein of 368 amino acids. The record is from RefSeq and is a predicted model, not a curated record. Lineage: Eukaryota; Fungi; Ascomycota; Eurotiomycetes; Eurotiales; Aspergillaceae.
AUGCCCUCCAAACUAUUCCAACCCCUCCAAAUUGGCCAAACAACUUUAUCACACCGCGUGGUAAUGGCUCCCCUAACCCGCCUACGCGCCGAUUCAUUCCACGCGCCGCUCCCAAUAUCAAAAACAUACUACGAACAACGCGCCUCAGUACCAGGAACACUGCUGAUCGCCGAAGCAACCCUGAUCUCCCCGUCAAGCGGUGGAAUUCCCAACGGACCAGGAAUCUACACAGAAUCGCAAGUCCAAGCCUGGAAAGAGAUCACAGAUGCCGUGCACGCCAAGGGGAGCUACAUCUACUGCCAAUUUGUCGCGCUUGGUCGAGCUGCCGAUCCAACCACCUUAGAGAAGGAGGGUGAAUAUGAGGUUCUCGCUCCGAGUGCUAUUCCUAUUCCAAAUGAAGCUGGGAGGGCUGUGCCUAAGGAGUUGAGCGAGGAGCAGAUUCGGGGUAUUAUUCAUGACUUCGGAAUUGCCGCGAAGAAUGCUAUUCGGGCUGGGUUUGAUGGGGUGGAGGUUCAUGGUGCCAAUGGGUAUCUUGUUGAUCAGUUCUUGCAAGAUGUGUCGAACAAGCGGGGUGAUCAAUGGGGUGGGAGUGUUGAAAACCGCGCCAGAUUCGCGAUUGAGAUUGCUGAGACAUUGGUUGAAGCUGUUGGAGCUGACCGUGUCGGGUUCCGUCUUAGUCCGUGGAAUACAUGGCAGGGGAUGAAGAUGGAUGACCCGGUGCCUCAAUUCUCUUAUCUUGCUGAGCGGUUGAAGGGGCUUAAGCUUGCAUAUCUUCAUCUUAUUGAGUCAAGGGUGAUUAAUAAUGUUGAUUGUGAGAAGGCCGAGGGACUUGAGUUCCUUUUAGAUAUUUGGGAGAAGACUUCUCCUGUUCUUGUGGCUGGUGGAUAUAAGCCUGAGAAUGUUGAUGCUGCUUUUGAGGAGUACAAAGGCAAUGAUGUUGCUGUUGUGUUUGGGCGGCACUUCCUUGCGAAUCCUGAUUUACCUUUCCGGUUAAAACAUCAGCUUCCGCUCAAUAAGUAUGAUCGGGAUAGUUUCUAUGCUGCUAUGCAGGAAGCCGGAUAUGCGGAUUAUCCAUUCAGUGCGCAGUUUCUGGAGAGCGAGCGUUGA